Molecule: messenger RNA, 871 nt
Organism: Mangifera indica (mango)
Lineage: Eukaryota; Viridiplantae; Streptophyta; Magnoliopsida; Sapindales; Anacardiaceae
Product: probable enoyl-CoA hydratase 2, mitochondrial
Exons: 6
Coding region: 54-770 (238 amino acids)
Biological process (GO): fatty acid beta-oxidation
Cellular component (GO): mitochondrion
Molecular function (GO): enoyl-CoA hydratase activity
Source: RefSeq, a predicted model, not a curated record
UCCAACUCCGUCUCUCUCUUUCAGUCACGCUGCUCAAAUCUGUUUGAUCAAACAUGGCCACCAUAACGACUCUAACAAAAUCUGUGGCUGAGCAUUGCAUGAAGAAAUCCAAAACCUAUUGGUAUAAACCUUCUCAUCCAUUGCUAAACUUGUUAGUUUCAGAAGAAAAUUUGAACCAACCUCAUCAGUACCGGAGCCGUAGAACUCUCAUUCUGGAAUCCGCUUCCUCUGAAUCGGUCAAACUUCAGCGACUCUCCAACUCUGAUUCUGGAAUUAUUGAAGUUAGUUUAAACAGGCCCGGAGCUAGAAAUGCGAUUGGAACGGAAAUAUUGAGAGGCCUAAAGCAUACAUUUGAAACCAUUAGUGAGGAUUCUUCUGCUAAUGUUGUAAUGAUUUCUAGUUCGGUACCCAAAGUGUUCUGUGCUGGUGCUGAUUUGAAGGAACGCAGGGCAAUGAGUGCAUCUGAGAUUCAUUAUUUUGUCAACUCUCUGGGAUCCACCUUCUCAUACUUAGAGGCAAUUCCUGUUCCUACCAUAGCCGUCAUUCAAGGAGCGGCAUUGGGUGGUGGACUUGAAAUGGCUCUAGCGUGUGAUCUUCGUGUCUGUGGAGAAGAUGCAGUGUUGGGUUUACCUGAAACAGGACUUGCUAUAAUUCCUGGAGCAGGUGGGACACAGCGGCUGCCUAGAUUGGUUGGAAGGUCAGCACCAAAGGAUCUUAUAUUUACUGGUCGGAAAGUUGGUGGCAGAGAUGCAAUGUCUAUAGGUGAGUAAGAUUGCAGCAGAUGCAUGCACAAACAUAUAUGUAUCUAUUAUAUAUAAUUCUUGAGAUACAUAUUAUUAUUAGAAAAUUAUCUUUUCAGUUUUAAUUUAAA